Brachypodium distachyon (stiff brome) is the source of this 447-nucleotide messenger RNA. RefSeq names its product egg cell-secreted protein 1.2-like. NCBI's taxonomy places the organism in Eukaryota, Viridiplantae, Streptophyta, Magnoliopsida, Poales, Poaceae. Gene Ontology annotation, biological process: double fertilization forming a zygote and endosperm. The record is from RefSeq and is a predicted model, not a curated record. The transcript has a single exon. The coding region runs from base 1 to 447 and encodes 148 amino acids.
AUGGCGGCUGCCGUCAAGUUCACCAUCGCCGCCGUCGUUCUAUCCAUCUUCGCGGGCUCUGGCGGCAGAAGAGCAGCCGCUGAAGCCGACGCUCGGGCGGCGGCGGCGGUGCCGGCCAUCAGCGAGCGCCUCCCCUUCGCGUUCUCGAACGUGGCGGCGGCCGAGGACGGGGAAGAAGAGGGAGGGUCGUUGGUGGACUGCUGGGGCGCGGUGGACGAGGUGCGGUCGCAGUGCGCGGAGGAGGCGGCGGUCUUCUUCCUCGACGGCGAGGCCUACCUCGGCCGCGCCUGCUGCCUCGCCGUCCGCGCCGUCGCGCGCCGCUGCGGCUGGCCGUUGUACGCGCUCGGCGCCGCCGUCGGGGUCACCGCCGACGAGGCCGGCGUGCUCCGCGGCUUCUGCGGCGGCGGCGGCGACGCUUCCCUGCCGGCCGCGCAUCCAAGACCAUGA